This is a messenger RNA of Drosophila santomea, 917 nucleotides long. Its product is annotated as clumping factor B. The transcript has a single exon. The coding region runs from base 126 to 680 and encodes 184 amino acids. The record is from RefSeq and is a predicted model, not a curated record. Lineage: Eukaryota; Metazoa; Arthropoda; Insecta; Diptera; Drosophilidae.
CAUUAUUUCCCUGCUGCUCGUGCGACACGGAACUAGUUUUAGAAAAUACAAAAAAAUUAUACGUGCAUACAAAAUUUCAAGUGAAAGAAAACCAAACUUUUUAAGGAGCUAAGGAGAAAUUCAAGAUGAGCAGCAAGAAGUCUAAAGAUCAGAGUCCUGCGACCUUGGAAGAUUUGGUCAAUCAGGUGAUCGAUAAGUCACAGCAGCAGAGCAUGCCGAUGAAGGAGCAGCGCAAGUUAGUCCAGGAGUAUAUGAAUGCCAAAAUCUAUGGCAGCGAGGAAAGCUAUAGAGAAUGUAUAUGUGAUUUCCACACCGAUUCAGAUACUGAUUCUGAUUCCGACUCAGAUUCAGAUUCAGAUUCAGAUUCUGUUUCGGAUACCGAUUCCGAGGAGGAUUCAAUUACGGAUUCUGAUGAGCAAACAGAGGAGAGCAGUGAUGAGUCGGAAUCAGAACUCGGUGAAGUCGAGGAGGCUUCCUCUCCAGGAGAUGCCCAAGGGAGUGCCACCAAGAAUUCGAAAGAACCCAUCUCCAAGGACGAGCCUGAACUAUCGCGGUCCGUGGCUUUCGUGCCACCUCCCCAAUCCCCUGGGCAGCCUGCUCCCCGCAUCCAGCGGCGACUGACCAUGGCUGGUGGCAUGGUAGCUUCUUCUGUGCCUCCAACAUCGGGAAACGCCAAGUAGAUUUGCUCAAGAUCGGGAAAAGCCAAUUGGAUUUGGUCAAGCAAGGAGCUAGAGGUUUCUCCAAAGGAGUUUUUCGUAUUAGCACUUUAACUUUUUGUAGUACUUUAUACCUAAAAAUCCAUUUAAUCAUUUUAAACAAUUUAAAAUUGUUUUGCUGCAUUGCAACCCCUCUAGUAGCAGCCUUAAUGCAUUUCCCCAUUUUAAAUUAAUAAACGGGAAAAAGUAGGUCAUACUUAA